AUGGUAAUGGAAAUGGGAAUCGCAAGGGUAACAGUGCAGGUAAUGGAAAUGGGAAUGGUAAUGGCACUGGUAAUCGGAAUUGAAACGGGAAUGGACGUAAUCAAGGAUUUUAUGGAUGUGGAAGAGCAUGAGCAACAUCUGAGGACCAUUCUGGAACUACUGAAGAAAGAGAAGCUAUACGCGAAAUUUUCGAAGUGCGAAUUCUGGAUUCGCGAGGUACAGUUCCUUGGUUUUGUUGUGAAUGAGAAUGGUAUUCAUGUAGACCCGUCAAAGAUUGAAGCAAUCAAGAAUUGGGAAGUGCCCAAAACUCUGACCGAAGUACGACAGUUUCUGGGAUUAGCGGGCUACUACCGAAGGUUUAUUGAGAUUUUUUCCAAGAUUAUUCAACCGCUAACUUCCCUUACACAGAAGGACACAAAGUUUGACUGGGGAGACAAACAAGAAGAAGCCAUUCAACUUCUCAAAGACAAGCUAUGCGAUGCACCGAUCUUAUCGCUGCCUGAAGGAAAGGCGAACGUGGCAGCAGACGCUUUGAGUUGA
This is a messenger RNA of Helianthus annuus (common sunflower), 540 nucleotides long. RefSeq lists its product as uncharacterized. NCBI's taxonomy places the organism in Eukaryota, Viridiplantae, Streptophyta, Magnoliopsida, Asterales, Asteraceae. The transcript is spliced from 3 exons. The record is from RefSeq and is a predicted model, not a curated record. Bases 1 to 540 code for a protein of 179 amino acids.